Messenger RNA from Carassius auratus (goldfish), 1669 nucleotides. RefSeq names its product nucleophosmin-like. Bases 104 to 1006 code for a protein of 300 amino acids. Gene Ontology annotation, molecular function: RNA binding; histone binding; chromatin binding. Gene Ontology annotation, biological process: regulation of centrosome duplication; ribosomal small subunit biogenesis; ribosomal small subunit export from nucleus. The record is from RefSeq and is a predicted model, not a curated record. The transcript is spliced from 10 exons. Gene Ontology annotation, cellular component: nucleolus; nucleoplasm; cytoplasm. NCBI's taxonomy places the organism in Eukaryota, Metazoa, Chordata, Actinopteri, Cypriniformes, Cyprinidae.
CAGAAGGACCGUCCUAGUAAUGGGCGUGACAUACUGUAUCCAUCCUGCUCUCGAGCGCGCGGCACUGUUCAGUCUAUUACAGCCACUCAUAUAGCCUACAGAGAUGGAUCUCGAACAAAUGGGACCCCAAACCUUCCUGUACGGUUGUGAGCUCAAAGCAGGCAAAGAGGUCAGUUUUAAUCCGGAAGAUGACGAUUGUGAUCAUCAGUUAUCAGUCAGAAUGGUCUGCGUUGACCCCAAAACAAAAGAUGAACUGAACGUCGUGGAGAUCGAAGGGGAAGAUUCAGAGGGUCAGAAGGUCAAGGCAGUUCUGGCCACGCUCAAGCCGUCCUCUCUCCCCAGUGUGUGUUUGGGUGGAUUUGAGAUCACUCCACCUGUUGUGUUCCGUCUACGCUCUGGUUCCGGUCCGGUUCACAUUAGUGGACAGCAUCUCGUCAUCAUGGGAGGAGACCAGUCCUUUGAUGAAGACGAGGAGGAGGAAGAAGAGGAGGAGACACUGACCACAUCUAAGAAGAGGCCAGCGUUGGCGUCUCAGAAUCCUUCAAAAAAAAUGAAGUUGGAAGCAGAAGAGGAGGAGGAUGAUGAUGACGACGACGAUGAUGAUGAUGAUGAGGAUGACGAUGAUGAUGAGGAGGAGGAUGGUGAAGAUGAUGAGGAGGAGGAAAGUGAAGAAGAAACUCCUGUAAAGGAAAAGAAGGCACCAUCCAAACCACAGACCCCUGCACAGAACGGAAAAGGACCCAAGGCCAAUACGCCUGCUAAACAGAACAAGACUCCUGAAAAGAACAAAAAGGAUGACAAAAAAGCACAGUCACCCAAAACGCCACAGACGCCACGGGUUUUCACUGUCCCAGAGAUCAAAUCCAAGAUGAUGGCGAGUGUAGAAAAGGGUGUAGCAUUGCCAAAAUUACAGCCGAAGUUUGAGAACUAUGUAAAGAACGGCUUCAGAGUCACAGAUGCAAAGGUAAUCGAGGAGCUCUGGAAAUGGAGACAGAGUGUCAAAUAAAUGAACUAAAACCCCUUUUAUCUUGCUUAAAUUAUUAGGCACCCCUUUUUUUACCCUUUUUUUUUUUUUUUUUUUGAGCAUGAUUUUACUUUUUGGUUAACUUCAAUUUUAUGUUUGUCCAACAUAUUCCUCAGUUUUUAUCUAAAAUCCGUGCCAUUCUUUGAAAAGACCUUUUUCAUCCCUUGCAAUCUGGCCUCCCUCACCCCUGUGGUGUUGUCAUGUGCAGGGAGUGUGGCCUUCAUUUGGUGGCUUGUUGACUACCCGUCCAUGGUUUCUUUAAAAUGACAUUGAAAUGUGUAUGGCAUUCUGAUUAGAGAUGUGCAUGAGAAUCAAUUUACUGAAAUCAUCUUAACGUGAUUUGUAAUGCAGGAUUCAUGGGUUUCAGAAUAGUAUCAGUGAUGAAUUCCAGUAUGUCAGCAGUUCACGUUGUAAUUGCCAAUAUCAGUAUACUGUAAAAUGCUUGAAUGUGGGAUGUAUUAAAUGUUUGGAUUGAUUAGUCAACUGUAAGAAAUCCGAAUGUCAACAAUGAAUACUGAAGUUAAUAUGACAUUCUGUGCAGCUAAAUCUAAUCUCUGGACUGCAAUUCAGAUGUGGUUCACUUUUUUGAUGACCUUAAAUCUGUUUAAAUACAAAUAAAGUUUAUAUUUCACAAGUGUUAACCCA